CACCCAGUGGAGUGCCGUCUGAAAUUAUUACUGGGCUAAUUUCCUAACCAAAGCCCUAGGAACACGAGGAAGUAGAUACGCUAGUCACUCGUACAAAACUAAUUGCACACACCAGAGGCGGAGCUUUGCACGGAUAUAUUUGGAGAUUCAUUUGUCUUUUGAACAAGUCCUAUGUCAAUGAUUAAUGUAAUACAAUGUAAUAUUGACCAACCAUUGACCAGAAAUCCCAGGCAAUGAACCUAAAUUCAUGUGGACCUACUCAACUGCUUCGCAUACCAAUACCUCUAGCAGGAAAUUAAUCAGCAUCAAACCCAAUGUUAUAGGUGAAACACAGCUUUGACAAGAUACCUCUCCUAAAAGUCAUCACAGUUUGAAAUGCCAUGCGUCUCAUAACAGCACUCAUAUCUGGAAUUACUUCAAGAAAUUCAGUCUUCAUCCAUCACAGCAUGUUCAGUUAGCACUGAUAAGGACUGAUGAGCACCAAACACAUUCUGAAAAAGCUGUCCACAUUUCCAAUGAGGGAAGACUGGGGCUCACAAGUAGUCAACAGAGAGGCUCUUGUUUUUCUCUGUAUCAACUAUGCAUUCUUCUCAGUGGUGGUCCUCACCUUCGUCCUCUUCAUGAUUGUCCUCACGCACACGUCUUCCACUGAUGAUGACCUGUUGACGUCAAUUGCGAUAAUGACCACUUGCUUCAUCCUGAUAGAUUUAAUUGUUGCCAAUUUCCUUGUGCAUACCAUGCAGAUGAAUAUGGAAAUAAAGCUUUUGUUAUGAUGGCACCUACAAUUCAUCAAGAGAAAAUGUGUUCUCUACAUAACAUGGUGUAUGCUCCGUAGCAAAACAUUGAAGCCUUAUCUUCUUAAGACUGCAAAGCAUAAUGAUGUCACUACUUUAUCUGCUUUGUCCCUGUAAAAAUUUGCUUUUGAGACAGACAAUUUAAUUCCCUUAGAGUGACACUUGAGUGUGAAUCAUGGCGACAGGGAAAGGUCCCCCCAAAUUAAAGUUGACAGGAAGCAACAUGAAUUCAGGAGUUGUGCAGGUGCCGACAUCUACAGAUAUUGGACUGAGUGGUGAUUUUGAGCCUCCUACAACUCCACUGAGUCCCAGUUCAGCUUUCUCAACAUCAAAGAUUUCCGAUAUAUCUCAGAGUUACAUUGACACUGUGCUGCUUUGCCACUGGGACAAUAUUCUUGGUCCGCGCCUUGAGCAUGUCUGGUAUGUCGACGGAUGCUCCAAGCCCCAUAACACCACUCUACGUCACAUAUGUUCACAGGUUUUGAGCGGAGAAAUCUGCCGAGAUGUCUCCUGUAGCCAGAUAGACUAUAAGUUCUAUGAUAUGCCUGACAAGUCUAUAGUUGUGCCAGCUUUUAUAUUCUCUGCUCAGACCGAUCAUGGCUUAGGGAUGCAUGCCAUAGCAUUUGUGGUGCCCAACUCUGAACUUAGUAUAUACUUGAAGCAUCAUGGGCUUAUACUGUGUUGGAUGACAAGACUCAUCGGCAAGUUUAGGAUUUUUCUGAACAGAAACCAGUGUGACAAUGGACUGAAUGAAUUCACACUGUGGCUUCAAAACCUCCUGGAGAUGUUGUCGUCGCUUCAAGAAUUUGGGUUGCCAACAACUGUCCAGCUGACUGAUACAGCGUUUUCUCCCGCCCACAACCUCGAACCAUCAUUCCUACGUCAAGCUAUUGCGUCCCAUCUAAUGACCUUUGGGCGGAGUCUAGUCAUAGGCAAGUUGCCAGAGAGAGUUAACCUGGUGAUCCACACCCUGUCUAUGUUUAACAGUGAGUGUGAGAGAGCUGUGUCACGGCGGGUGAUCUACCCAAUUCGCUGGCCUUACCACCAGGACCUGGCACUGCAGGGCAGUCUCAAGUCUGCAAAUGGAUCGUUCAAUCUGCCCAUGAGGGAGAUGCUGUGUUGCCAGUACCCAUCGAGCAUCAUUGAUGUCCAGAACCGGGACAUCAAACAGUCCCCCCAUUGCCAGGAGCACAUCAUCCGACACUAUGAGACAAUGAAGAAUGAGCUCAUCUGCCUUCAUUAUCAACAUUCCAAUGGUCAAGACUUGAAUGCAAGUGUUCUACAAACAGCAGACUUUCCAGAGUCCAUUGUUCAAAAUCUCUUAAAUGAGAUCUCCAAGCUGCCUGCUGUGUGUGGAGUGAGGGAGGCUCACAUCGCCCAGUUCAUGAGGCUGCUGCAGCGGAAGGCACUCAGCCUCAUCAGAUAUGUGGAAACUGAGACUAACAGGGGAGCAGUCCACCCAAGGGGACUGAAGAAACUUAAAAAUGACUUUAACCUCACCCUGGAGGGUGAUUUCAGAAUAGUCUUAGCAACAGCUGAGAAACUGAAGCCAGGAAUUUACCACCUGCUUCUAGGGGAGAGAAAAUACGACGUAGAACAUCUUCCAAAUAUGACAGACAUUUUGUAGCUGGGGCUGUAGGUCCGAUGAGCCUCAGUAAGAAGACUGUGUAUUUCCAUACUUCCACAUUUUUAUAUCAAACUGAGUGUCAAGAGCAAGGAAUAAUAAAGCCUCAACUCAUGAACGUAGAUAGAAACAUAUCUACCUUGAUCUACUGUCAUAACCAUUGGGAUGACACGCCAGCCUGGCAGUGUUUAUGCUUCACCAAGGCUGAGUAACAUCUCCACUUGGCCCCAAACAAGGAUUCCAAACAAUAUUUAUAGCAAAGUUGGAAUCAGUUUUCCUGAUCAAGGCAUGUUACUGAAGUAGUAUAUCUGAUAUCAAAAUUUCGUUUUGGAGACUGUUACAGUAUGUAUCCUCCAUCAGGGCUCAUGUCUUUAUAUCACAAACUGGAAGAAGAUAUGAUUCUCCCUUGUAACAUUUGAUAAGUGAUGUAACUCUCUGAUGCUUCAUAUCCUUUGCUGUGUUGCCUUGUUAACAUGUGGAGCCCUUACCGUGGAUACCUAUUGUUACAGAUUAUACAUAGUACCAGAUAUUAGAGCUGUACUUGUUUCUUUAAUCCCAAGGUUCAUACAGGCUUGGAAAGACCUUGAAUUUUAAGGCCCCUCUUGAAAAGCCUUGAUCUUUAGUGUCAAGCUUGAAAAUCAUCAAAGUAGCUUGAAAAGCCUUGAAUAUUUACAAAAUGACAUGUAUUAAUGUUCAUACUGUUUUUGAGAUUGCGAUUGAUGUAUAGUAUGCUGGAUUUAAAAAGACCAACUAAGGCUAAAAACCUAUCUAGAAAACCCUUGAAAAUGACAGUUGAAGCCUUGAAAAGGUCUUGAAUUUUAGUGUUCCAUAUCUGAAUGUAUCCAACUGUAAUAUUUCUGUCAUAAAUAAGUCAGAUAGUCAGUAAAAGGUGAUGUAGCAUUAAGAAUAUCUGUGAUUAAUCGUUUCCAAACCAGUCAUACCGGUAUGUUCUUUCAAAAGCUUGACAUGUGAUGUUUGUAUGUUCAUAACUGUUGCUUGCUUGAUCAUAUGAAGUGGAGUUUCUACUGUAUAUUGCUGCAUGGACUGGAUGGGCUCUCGUAUCUGCCUCUAUUGUGUUAAUCCACUCAUGUCGCACUCAUUCCACUGAGUGAUAUCAACGCAGUGUUAAACCCAACUCACUCACUCACUCCAACCACGAGGGUAUAUCAUCUCUCCAGCAGGCAGGCCACACAUUGACGUGUCAUGCUCUUUGUCUUAAAAUUAUGUUGUUCCAUUUGUGAGAUGAAUAGAGAAUCUCCUCCGAGUGCUUUUUGAUAUCAAAUAUAUCAACACAAGUCGAUAAAAUGUUAGAACUCUGAGGCUUGCUGAAGAGUUUUUAACUUUCAUUGAUAAGUUUUCAUAUAUCUGAUAUCAAAAGACACAAGAUCGGGAUUCUAUUUAUCAUCCAAAAUCAUUCUUACAAAUGUUCAGUUUGUAAACAGUAAUAGCCGGUGUCAGUGUAAACAGUUCUGCUAACCAGUCUCAGUGACAGAGUAGUCAUUUAAUGGUAUCCUACCUCAUCUAACUUACCUAGUAUUCUAGUCUUUGUUUGUCUAGAUAGUUAGCUGGCUGUAAUAAACUUUGUUAAUUUAUUUUUUCCUUCUAAGUUUUUCCUCCAAACCGGGACAACAUAGACUCGCACAAUCUGAAUUUACUUUACAACCACUGAUCUAAGUCUUUGAUGGGCAUUUCGAAGUUGGGAGACCAUGAAUACAUGACACUUUUUUAUGGAUAACAACUUCUUUUAUUCUCUCUUCUUUUAGAUCUACUGCUUGCUCCGUCAUCAGGUGAAUGAUGAAGGAACAUUCAUUCAUUUGCCCGUUGAAGGAGCGAGAAGAAGCUCUGAAACGUACAAAGAAUAUAUAAGUUGCUAUCCACAAAAAAAAUGUCAUGUAUUCAACAAUUGAUCUAAUGCUAUGUUACUCAAAUGAAGUUAAAGAUCUGAUUUUUUGAUAUGACUAUGCCUAAUCUGUCAAGGCAGAUUAGCUUUAGUCAUAUGAAAGGUCUUCAGCAACCCAUGCUUAUCAUAAAAGGUGACUGCUUGUCAUAAGAGGUGACUAACGGAAUCGGGUGGUCAGGCUCGCUGACUUGGUUGAAACAUGUCAUCGAUCCCAAUUGCGUGGAUCGAUGCUCAUGAUAUCAAUCACUGGAUUGUCUUUUCCAGACUCGAUUAUUUACAGACCGCCGUCAUAUAGCUGGAAUAUUGCUGAGCGGCGUUAAACAACAAAUCAACCAACCAAAUCAUAUGAAAAACUUGGGUGUUCUUGAACCUCUUUUGAGUAGUAUACAAUAUGGCUCUUUGACAUCCCUCGAAAUGAAACCCUUCAUUUCAAAUACUAAAUAAUCAAAUGAUGCUCAGCCGAUUGUAUCAAUCAGAAUUGUAUUUGGGUUAAGAUGUUCCCACGUUUACAGUGUUGUGAGAGGAGAGCUGUGAUUCAAUCUCACUCAAAUCAGAUCUUUCACUCUGAGGUAUUGUAUUCGAGUAAAAUUAAUAUGGUGUGAUGGGGGUUGGUUCUAUCACAUACCUGCACAUGUGGAUGGUUGCAGCAUAUUUCCAAUUUUCAUAUUUUCAAGGGUGGAUCUAAAAGUUGUUAGAGGGUGUCUCACAUUUUUUAAGUCCUACCUUUAAUGUGUCUUUAUGAUACGCACAAAACAAAUAUUGCAACAAUGACAAGAAGGAGGAAGUUUUUGUGUAUGCUCAGUUGUGGUCACACACCAUUAACCCUUCUUUCUCUCCUUCCCCACUCCCUGGGGAGUAUACAACCCAAGCUGCCUUUGGGUGAUUUUUCAUCCACCACAUAUCGUGUACCCAUUCCCUGCUGGGUUUACUGUGGCACAUUUGAACGAAGUCUCUUGCCCAGGGUGACGCCACCUGUUUUGACACUUGUCUUCAGGUGUACGAACAUAAUCAGGUUUCCACCAUCUAGUCAUCUAUAGUCUGGAAGGUAAUUUAAGGUACCGACGUUUACUACAAUAACUGAAAAACUAUCGGACCUACUCCAGUCAGAGUUGGUAUGAGAUUGUUAAACAGUCAUACAUAACUGGAUAUUACAUUUAAAGACAAUCGGUGCAUGAAUAAAAAAUCUGUCUAUUUAGCUAUCACUAUAUUUCAUCAAAAACCAGACCUGUUCGUCACGGUUGGAACGAGCAUUCAUUGAAACAGCCAUCUGCAUAAUGCUACCCCUGCGUCGCAGGGCCAUAUGGCACAGUUGAACCAAUCAACUCAACUCGAAAGGGUGCACGGGAAUCACGCACGUUGAGACGCACAACGCUAACACCGUAUUCGUGCGUGCGUGCGUGCGUGCGUGCGUGCGUGAAUCUCAUACCAACUUUGACUGGAGUAGGUCCAAUAGUAUUUCAGAUAUUGUAGUAAACGUCGGUACUUUAAAUUACCUUACAGACUAUACACUCGGAUGAGUGGGUUCCUUUGAGUGCAUUGGGUGAAUGUGCUGUACACUAGGGGUAGAGACAACACUUAAAGACCUGUAAACAUUGUUGGUCCAGAGGGUAAGUAAAAACCCGGUCACUUGUUUGUUGUGUACAUGUUUUCCAUAUUUGUUCAUCAAAACUGGAUGUGAUGAAUAGAAGUUUGUUUUGCAUUUUUUAAAAUUUGAUUUCUUUUUCAAAGAGUAAAACUCACUUUGUUCAUAGUGCACACAAUUAUUUGUUUGUCUGUGUCUUCGACUAAUGGUGUGGUAUGUGUGGAACUUGAAAAGUGGGAAACAGUUAUACUUUGAUUAGGAUCAUGGUUAACAUAUUUUCACAGCUUUCGCCAGUGAAUGUUUACCAUGCUUGUUGUUUAUUGGUCAGUAUUUGAACUGACAGGAGGUGAUGGUCAAGACUAUUCCACUUAUAUGGUGACAGGCUUACUGUUUACAUGCAUGCAUAUGUGUCAGCUUGUACUAGUCUGACACAGUAUACUAACCCCGAGCUGACCAGUCCUUGUUUUGUCUCCUUAUUGACGAGCACCAGGCAGGGUAGCAACAAGUACCAACAUUUAAUGUCUUUUUGGUAUAACCCAGCCGGGGAUUGAACCCCUAAUGUUAUGCUCUCCAGGCAGACGCAUGUUCGGUACACUAGACCAGGGAUGCGACAGGAACCGGUAGGUAGCAUGUAGUUAGGGGCAGUCAUUGGUUGUGAGGAGAUUUUGUUCAGUUGGUUUCAUCCAGAAGUACAAAGUUGAUGCCAUUUUAUCUGCAGCUCUCCUCAAGUGCUAGUCUACUUGUCACAUGAUCCCUCUCAAGGAUGCAAAUGCAAGGAUUUUGCAUGAAAGAACAUAUUAAUAUAUUUAUAUCUUAUAAAACACUGUCCAUUUUCAUCAUGAAGCACCCCCCAAAAUAGGGAUACCCGGUACUUUCAUAAAACUCAUGAUCUUUUCUUGUUCCUCUCUUCUCUCACUCUCUCCUCUCACUCUGUUGUCUUGUUUUCCUUUCCUCUACUCUCCCCUCAUUCUUCUCUCCUCUUCCUCUCACUCCUGUCUUGUUUUACCUCUCCUCUACUUUCUCUCUCUGUCUGUUGGUUUCAUAUCGAGUUAUUUGUUAAUGUAAGAGUGCCCUGAGACUGUUGUAGAUUUAGGGCCAUUUGGUGAAGCAGUGUAAACUAUUAGGGGUUUGUGAAAUGGCCUAAAGCAAGAAGCUGGUUGAUGCCAUGAUUCAGGAGGUGCUGGUGCUUAGAGGCAUUCAUUAAAAAGCAUUCAGAUGUGUAACUGUGUGGCUCAAAUGCAUGUCCUGCAAACUUGUAAAGAUUUUCAUGGAAGACAAGGAUGGGAAGCCUGAGUCAGAUGGAAUACUUUUCAAAUGGUUUGAAAUGUAUAAUGUCCAGGAAUAAUAUAUACCAAGUAGUGGCCACCUCAAUAAACCUGUGACCCAAGUACUGUCAAUUGGGGCUGAUUCUGGGUACAGGCUACAGCUAUCAGGGGCUUCAGUUUGUUUGCCCCAAGUUUUUGUGUGUCGACAAGAGUCUUGACAUCAGUAUGUAAUGCCAGUGAACAUUCUCACAUUUGAUGGCUGAGAAAGUGAUGAUGUGAAAUGACACUGAGAUCAAUAAGGUGAUGCCUACAUUCACGCUACCACAUUCCAGGAAUGUCUGCCACAGUGUGACAAUAUUCUCCCAUAUUCCAGAUGUCUGGUGAAGUCCUCAUGUAAUCUGUGCCAGGUAGAUGUGACAUAGUUAGUGUUUCAGAGAUGUCACUACACUAGGACUCCCAGCAACAUGAGGGCAGUUCUGUCACCUUGGGAUGCAAACACUAAUUUGGUUGUAUCUGCCAUGUUAAAAUAAAGGUUUGCUCUGUUUUUUAAAUGUAAACACCACGAGUUAAAUCCAACAUGUUUGUAGGUCACUUCAGGUUUAUAUAGCAUGAGGUAACACUAUAUUUUUUAAUUUACAGAUUUGACUGACCAUAGCCAGACAAAUCAAAACAAAAAUUAUGAAUACAAUAAGUUUUAUUUUAUUUCAAUUAGUUACAACUAAUAAAUUCAUACAAAAAAGUAACUAUAUAUAUAUUUUUAAAUAUAGUCUGGCCGCUGCAGACACCUACUAGAGAGAACAAAGCUCUCCCUGAAUGAAGUACAUAUAUAAUAAUACAUGUUACCAAGAUGACUGUCAAAAUAGAAGACAUCCUGCACUUUAUACCAACAGACCCAACCAACUUUAUGACAAAUAAUGUUUUUUUUGAAAUCGUGAGCUACACAUAUUUACAUUAAUAUUUAUUUUGAACUACCCAAGCUAAAAGGAGCUAAUUGGUUUGUAAAACAUCUGUAAACCAUGAAAUAUGAAAAGUGUGGUCUAACACAGUCUGUUGGUAAUCAAAAGGUUUUUGAGAAGCAUGUGUCGUACAAUUAAGGUCUCACGAGCUACAAAAGAAAAAUGACUUAUUAAAUUAAGCCAGAGAAAAUGCAUUUGGUAAGAAUGAAAAUAAUUAUUGAAAGUACAAUCUGUAAUUACAUACUUGUCGAAAGAAAGUUUUAAGUCUUUGAAUGGCAUUUAGAAAUGAUACACAUAAGGAAGAAAAUUUAUGGAUGUCAACUUAUUUAUUAUGAGGAAACAGUUUUGCCAGUCAACUGAAAAUGGUAAGUUUGUAUCAAGUUGAUAUUUGGACAUAUGUGUUUUGUACCAGCCUGUGGCGCUGUGUUGGUGGUAUCAGUAUCAGUACUGACUGUGUUUCAGUAUCAAUACUGACUGUGAUAAGUUGCUUGUAGUGACUGCCAAUGCUGUGUAUGGCUGUUAUAUGGUGAAAGAGAACAUAUAUUGCACAUAUUUUAACUGAAAUAAAGUAUUCCAUCAUUUACA
Messenger RNA from Haliotis rufescens (red abalone), 8706 nucleotides. Its product is annotated as guanine nucleotide exchange factor C9orf72-like. Gene Ontology annotation, molecular function: guanyl-nucleotide exchange factor activity. Gene Ontology annotation, cellular component: autophagosome; endosome. Gene Ontology annotation, biological process: autophagy; endocytosis. The record is from RefSeq and is a predicted model, not a curated record. NCBI's taxonomy places the organism in Eukaryota, Metazoa, Mollusca, Gastropoda, Lepetellida, Haliotidae. The coding region runs from base 970 to 2421 and encodes 483 amino acids. The transcript is spliced from 9 exons.